Messenger RNA from Phialemonium atrogriseum, 1014 nucleotides. RefSeq lists its product as uncharacterized. Bases 215 to 844 code for a protein of 209 amino acids. The record is from RefSeq and is a predicted model, not a curated record. NCBI's taxonomy places the organism in Eukaryota, Fungi, Ascomycota, Sordariomycetes, Cephalothecales, Cephalothecaceae. The transcript has a single exon.
CGUAAACCGCAGGUACAGUAUCCGUACUCUGUCACUAGUGUACCUUACAUUGCCUGAUUGGGUAGGUACCUGUUAGGAUGCCUGCGCCUCAGGCAUGUGUAAUCUUUUUUUUUUUUUUUGCCGCCUGGCCCGGCCUGUGACCUCAGUCCCAAGGACGAGGUACCUAGCGUACUAGGAAAGUAUCGGGCAAGCCACUGCAACCAAGCCCUUCCCUAUGGAUACAGCAAUCCUGUUUCUCCGUCUCAUCUCACUUCCACCGGGAAACUCUUCGGACGACCUCUCUCCCUCUCCUUCCUUCCUUCCUUCCUCAACCACCGAAUCCGCCAACUCUCGACAACCGACAGCGGCCAAAUUCACUUUUGUGUCGUCCACGUCAGCUCGGAUUCUGGUGCUGCCCACUUUCCCUCUCGAACACGAGUACGCCACGGGGAAGAAAACGAAGGGGGAAAAACAACAAAAAAAAGCCCUUGAAUCGUCUCAUUCAUUGCCGCGAGUCUCCAGCCCCCUGCCCCCUGUGCAUUUCGCCUGUGUACUCCCUCGGCCGAGUAACACAAUAUUCCUCAACGCCAACUCGGACUACACAUCAAUUAUUCCAACAGGUUCGUCAUCCUGCCUUCACCAGGCUGCCCACGGUUCCAAAGGCCCUAAGUCGCCCAAGGCGUCUCCUAGAACCUCAUUGCCGAAGAUAAAACACAGACAUAGUUUUAACUUCCAGAUCUCGCUUUUGCUGACAGUGCUCCUCAGCAGUGCCCAAACAGCCCUCUUCCUAAUUGUUACCUUCGUCCUUGAAUCGUGUUGUGUCUACUGGCGCAGGUCGGCCGACUCACAUUUCAACAUCACCUGAAACGGGGACUUGAUCCGAAUCGACUCGCACGAUCCGAAGAUCGAGCCUUCUCCCCUCGAGAGCGCGGCCGAACACCUUGACCUCGGUCAAAACGGCGCCAAGGCAACUUAUCUAUCCUCAAGCCGGCAGCAUUAGUCUUAUGGCUCAAUAAUCCGAGUGACACCCGACCU